CAGACAGAACUCCGUUCUAUUGAUGGCAUGCACACAGUCUUUUGCAUCGAUACUUCUUGUAGUAUGAAAUUAAAUAAUGCUUUGAUCGAUGCAAGGACGUUUGUCUACGAUUACAUAUCAGCUUUAAUGGACGAUUUUGAAAGAAAAAGCAGGUGCUACUUUACAUCAUUAGUAACAUUUGGGGAAGAAACGAAAUUGCUUCAGCAAUGGACCAAAGAUGUUAAUACACUUUUGGAAUCGAUUGAAAACUUACCACUUUCUGGUCAUGGUGAUUUGGCAACUGGACUUGAAUAUUCAAAGAAUGCCGCAUUAAGCCCAUGCAAUUAUGUUACAACUACGAACAACACAUUAUUACGUGAGAUUAUUGUUAUAACUGAUGGCAGAGCAACUGAUUUCGAUGCUAAACGUAAACAUAAUGGAAACAAAAGAGAAGUAAAACAACUUUGCUAAUACCCAUUUGUUGCAAGACUUGCUGUAAAGUUUUCGAUAAAAAAGUGUAAGAAAAACACCGGAAACAGUAUCAUAACAUACUUCAAAUUCAAUAAUUACACAAAUGCAAAUAUAAAACACAUUUACCUCAUACAUAUGUAAACCUUCUUAUAUUCUCGUAAUACAAUCCGUACGUCUGUUACCAAUUUCGUGUCCGGUUUGCAUCUUUUGAACCGAUUGAAGGGAAUACAAUUUACUUCGCAGAAAUGUGAACAUGUGAUCAUAAUAAAACGAUAUGCACAGUGCAGGUUUGACUUACAUAAGAAGCUUUUAUUUGUCGAAUAUAAUGUUGCCUGCCUCUAUGAAAGUUUUAUGAAUCAUGUACCUUAAUUAUUUUGUAUCAUUAGAAUAUUGAAGAUAAAACUUUUUGAUUGGGUCUAUUCCGAAAUUGAAAUAUUUACUUUUUAUACUCAAACAAAUCUACAUUUGGGCGUUUAUUGUCCCGCAUUUGCAACCCUCUUGUCCAGUAUUUCAGUCGUGAAAAAGAAGAAGUGGCUGAUAUUCGAGAGAAAGGUGUCGAAAUACAAUUUGUUUAUGUUGGAGAUCCGGAUAAAAAAUUGUUAGAGCAACUCCGCGACAUCAAUGGCAGAGAGCUGGACAAGCAUACUUCAGGUCGCACAAUGGCAAAAGACAUAACAGUUAAGGU
Messenger RNA from Ruditapes philippinarum (Manila clam), 1135 nucleotides. RefSeq lists its product as uncharacterized. Bases 28 to 450 code for a protein of 140 amino acids. The transcript has 5 exons. NCBI's taxonomy places the organism in Eukaryota, Metazoa, Mollusca, Bivalvia, Venerida, Veneridae. The record is from RefSeq and is a predicted model, not a curated record.